AUGGCUACCAACAGUGCACGAGCACAACCAAUUUCCUCGACCGACCUGCAACAGGAUGGCACAUCCACAAAGGCCGCCAUUCAACCACCCGCCCCAGCCAAGGUGAAAACCGAGAAGGAGCUCGAAAGGGAACGCAAGAAGGCAGAAAAGCAAGCUGCCUUCGAGAAAAAGAAGGCUGCCCAGGCUGAGGCGGCCACCGCUGCGAAAACGACCAAGGUGAAGGAGAACCAGAAAAAGACCGAGGUCGAAGUCUUACCUCCGUUCGUUGAGGACACUCCACAUGGGGAGAGGAAACGGCUUAAGCCGUUCGAUGACCCUCACUAUUCCUCGUAUCACCCUGUUGCUGUUGAGUCGGCUUGGUAUGCUUGGUGGGAGAAGGAGGGAUUCUUCAAGCCACAAUUCACUCCAGAAGGCAAGGUCAAGCCUGAGGGCUCCUUCGUCAUCGUCUUGCCUCCCCCAAACGUCACGGGAGCCUUGCACAUGGGUCAUCCCUUGGGCAACUCGCUGCAAGACCUACUAAUCCGCUACAAUCGACAAAAGGGAAAGACCACAUUGUGGCUACCCGGUUGUGACCAUGCUGGCAUUGCGACACAGAGCGUUGUGGAGAAGGCACUUUGGAAGAGGAAACAACAGACCAGGCAUGAUCUCGGCAGAACAAAAUUCGUUGAGCUCGUCCAGGAUUGGAAAGAAGAGUACCACCAAAAGAUCAACAAGGUCUUUAGAAAACUGGGAAGCAGUCUCGAUUGGAGCAGAGAGGCAUUUACAAUGAACGACCACUUUUCAGCAGCUGUCACUGAGGUUUUCGUCAGAUUCCAUGAAGAGGGCAUCAUCUAUCGAGAUAACCGUAUAGUCAAUUGGGAUUCCACAUUGACAACUGCUCUCAGUAAUAUUGAGGUGGAUAACGAGGAACUGUCAGGGCGCACGCUUCUUGACGUACCAGGGUACGACAAAAAGAUCGAGUUUGGAAUCCUUCUUCAUUUUAAAUAUCCGAUUGAGAAUUCCCAGGAGACUCUUGAGGUUGCAACAACGCGUCCCGAGACCAUUCUAGGUGACAGCGGCAUUGCCGUGCACCCGCAUGAUCCUCGAUACUCACAUCUAGUGGGCAAAUUUGCUGUUCAUCCCUUCAUCGAGGGUCGCAGGCUUCCAAUCGUGGCGGACACAUAUGUCGACCGUGAGUUCGGUACGGGUGCCGUCAAGUUGACGCCAGCACACGAUCCCAACGAUUUUAAGCUGGGUGUAACCCACAAUCUUGCGUUUAUCAACAUCUUUACAGAUGACGGAUUGAUCAACGAGAAUGGUGGCCCAUACCAAAGCCAGAAACGAUUUGACGUCCGGUACCGCAUCCAGGAAGAUCUGAAGAAACUUGGCCUCUACGUGGACAAGAUGGACAACCCCAUGACUGUACCACGCUCAGAGAGGACCAGGGAUGUCGUCGAGCCUAUGAUGAAGCCACAGUGGUGGGUGAAGAUGGCUGAUCUCGCAGAACCAGCCUCUAAAGCAGUCCAAAACGGCCAGAUCAAGAUCAGGCCCGAGUCAGCGGAAAAGAAAUACCUUGCCUGGAUGGCUAACAUCAACGACUGGUGCAUCUCAAGACAGUUGUGGUGGGGACAUCAGUGCCCUGUGUAUCGUAUUCGUUUUGAAGGAGAAGAUGGCCAGGAUUCCAACGAUAGAUGGUUUGCAGGACGGAACUAUCAAGAAGCCUUCGACAAAGCCAAGAAGGCCUGGCCGGACAAAAAGUUUGAACUGAUUCGGGAUGAGGAUGUCCUUGAUACAUGGUUCAGCGCUGGUCUCUGGCCUUUCGCGACUCUUGGCUGGCCUAAAGACACACCCGAUAUGUCUCGUCUAUUCCCCACUAGUGUCCUAGAGACCGGAUGGGACAUCAUUCCCUUCUGGGUCGCUCGUAUGAUCUUCCUCGGUAUAAAGCUCACUGGAAAAGUACCAUUUACCGAGGUGUUCUGUCAUUCCCUAAUCCGUGACUCCGAUGGGCGAAAAAUGAGCAAAUCACUCGGCAAUGUCAUUGAUCCUUUGGACGUCAUUAGCGGCGUCGAGCUCCAGGCUUUGCAUGACAAGCUACUUAGCGGCAACCUCGCCGCCUCGGAAGUAAAGAAGGCUACCGCGUACCAGAAAAGUGCAUUCCCGCAGGGCAUUCCGGAAUGCGGAUCAGACGCUCUUCGCUUCGGUCUCAUCGCCUGUUGUACGACCGGUGGCGACCUGAAUGUCGAUGUCAAGGUCAUCCACGUUUACAGGCGCUUCUGCAACAAGAUCUGGAACGCGUGCAAGUAUGUCGUCGGCAAGCUGGAGACAGUCAAGGAGUUUGUUCCCGCGAAGCAGCCGGCCCGUAGGGGAAAUGAGUCGCUAGCAGAGCUCUGGAUUCUCGGGAAGAUGAACCAUGCUACUAAGGCAAUUAGUGAGGCACUCGAGCAGAGAGAUUUCAUGAAGAGUGCCAACCUUGUGUACUCCUUCUGGUAUUUCCAGCUGUGCGAUGUCUUCAUCGAGAACUCCAAGGCUUUGAUCCAGGAUGGGUCUGACGCUCAGAUAAAUUCUGCGCUCCAGACACUCUACACGGUUCUUGAAAGAGCUCUCGUGCUGUCUCAUCCAUUCCUUCCGUUCAUUACGGAAGAACUUUGGCAGAGGUUGCGCAGACGGCCGGGUGAUGAAACACCAAGUAUUAUGGUGGCUAAGUAUCCUGAAUGGGAUCAGCAGUUCGAGAACCCAGAGGCUGAGGCUGCUUACGACGUUGUUCUGGGCGCCUCAAAAGGCAUUCGAUCCCUGGUCGCCGAGUACUCAUCCAAGGACGAGGCGAAGAUUUUCAUUCAGGCCCACGACGCAGCGUCGCACAGAACCGUGUCCGAACAGAAGUCAUCCAUCCGUUCUCUCAGCGGCAAGAGAGCCAUGGAAAUUGAGGUCCUCUCGUUGAAUCACGCUCGCCCUGCCGGCUGCGUUGCCUUUGGCGUAUCCAGCGCCGUUUCCGUUUUCAUUUUGGUCAAAGACCGACUCAACUUGGAUGAGGAGAUCUCGAAGGCGAGGAAGAAGCUGGAGAAGACCCGUGCCGCGGCCCAGAGGCAGCAGAAGCUCCUUCAAGAUCCGGUGUACCUCAGGAAGGUGGCCCUAGCAACGAAGAAUGGCGACGAGAGGAGGCUGGCUGAUCUAGAGAGCGAGGCGAAUGGCCUCGAAACAACCAUUGAGCAGUUUAAGCAGCUGAAGUUGGAGUAA
This is a messenger RNA of Pochonia chlamydosporia 170, 3213 nucleotides long. RefSeq names its product valyl-tRNA synthetase, mitochondrial precursor. Gene Ontology annotation, biological process: valyl-tRNA aminoacylation. The transcript has 12 exons. The record is from RefSeq and is a predicted model, not a curated record. Gene Ontology annotation, molecular function: aminoacyl-tRNA deacylase activity; ATP binding; valine-tRNA ligase activity. Gene Ontology annotation, cellular component: cytosol. NCBI's taxonomy places the organism in Eukaryota, Fungi, Ascomycota, Sordariomycetes, Hypocreales, Clavicipitaceae. The coding region runs from base 1 to 3213 and encodes 1070 amino acids.